Messenger RNA from Lampris incognitus (smalleye Pacific opah), 3828 nucleotides. RefSeq names its product ephrin-B1 (gene efnb1). Gene Ontology annotation, biological process: ephrin receptor signaling pathway; axon guidance. Gene Ontology annotation, cellular component: plasma membrane. Gene Ontology annotation, molecular function: ephrin receptor binding. The coding region runs from base 901 to 1905 and encodes 334 amino acids. NCBI's taxonomy places the organism in Eukaryota, Metazoa, Chordata, Actinopteri, Lampriformes, Lampridae. The transcript has 5 exons. The record is from RefSeq and is a predicted model, not a curated record.
AAAACGUUGCGGACUAGCGAUCUAGGCUUAAAAGACCCCCCCCCCUCACCCUAGUUUUUUUUUUGUGCGCCAGGUGGCCCGCCCGAGCAACAAUUUUAGGGAUCGCGUUCAAUGACAACGGCGCGUCCGCUACUCGGAACUACGGAAUAGCCCCCUCGAGAAGACGCGUAGUCGGGAGCGCACGCCGCGUUGCCCACGACCCCUCCGGAUUAUUCACAAUAGAAAUCUACGCAGUCCAGACCGCGCGAGAAGAAGAGCGGGCGGCGGAUCGAGAGACAACACUGGAAUGAAGUGGACCCCGGGAUGCCAGGCGUGCUGCGGAGUUGAGACUGACGGGUGAGCGCGGUCAUAUGUAGGCGAUACCCACCAGCGGACAGGUACAAGGCUGCACGGUCACGCAUCAGACGGGGAGGCUCGACAAAAGACACGGCUGCACUUGUUCGGCGACCGCACAGAUUGUAUGUCUAGUCUUAUUACCGGUUAGAGCUAUCCCGUUUAAAAUGACUUUAUAUAUAUAUAUAUAUAUAUUUUCCCCGUUGUUUUGUUUUCGUGUGUGCGGUGGCAUUUGAAGAGUGAGAAGGUCGAGAAGGAGGGAGCGAUCUCAGCCACAGGUCAACCAGGACGCCGCGUGGCUUGCCUGCAAGGGAGAGAGAGGGGUCUCUCUCGGUAACCUUUUUUUUUGUGGGUUUAACCCCCUCGCAUCGUGCGGACAGUUCAGUCAAGGACGCGGAGUCUGGGGCAGAAUUUUUCCUUAAGUUGGACAGAGGGUCAUGUAUCUGAUAUCGACCUCACAUGCUCCCGACUGAUCGAACCUCACCUUCCACCGGGCGAACCGAAGAGAGAGGCUGCCGCCGUCCGACCCUCUGAGUUUUUACCCGCUCACCGUUUCCACUGUCGAGAAUGGCGGGGCUCGGUUGUUGGAAGUAUUACCUUUGGAUCUUUAUCAUAAUGUGCAGGUCGGCGCUACCUUUAGCCAAAUCGCUGGAGACUAUCAUUUGGAGCUCACAAAACCCCAAGUUCCUGGCCGGGAAGGGCCUGGUGAUCUACCCAAACAUUGGGGACAAGCUGGACAUCAUCUGUCCCAAGGCAGACCCAGGCAGGGAGUACGAGUUCUACAAGCUGUACCUGGUGAAGAGGGAGCAGGCGGAGAGCUGCAGCACGGUCCUGGACCCCAAUGUACUGGUCAACUGCAACAAACCUGAGAAGGACAUCAAGUUCACCAUCAAGUUCCAGGAGUUCAGCCCGAACUACAUGGGUCUGGAGUUCAACAGGAACAACAACUACUACAUCACCUCCACCUCCAACGGUACAGUGGAGGGCCUGGAGAACCGAGAGGGAGGCGUGUGCAAGAGCCGAGCCAUGAAAGUCAUAAUGAAAGUCGGACAAGACCCCAACACGGUCGUUCCGGACCCCGUGGUGCCGGAGGCUCCGGAGGACAACGCCAUACCGGAACCUACCCCCGGUUCACCCGACCAGGGCCGGAUUGGACCCGUAAUUCCUGGGAACACUGACCACAUCAAUCAGGACCAGUCUGGUUCCAGCGGAGGUUCUGAUGGGUUCCUUAACUCCAAGGUGGCUGUGUUUUGUGCCAUUGGGGCCGGCUGCAUUAUCUUCCUCAUCCUCAUCCUCCUCCUCGUUAUCCUUCUCAUCAAGAUGCGCAAGCGUGCCAGGAAAAAUGCCCACUCGCAACCCCGCCCUUCCGCACUGUCACUCAGCACGCUGUCCAAUCCCAAGUUGCCUGGGGGCACAGCGGGCACGGAGCCGAGUGACAUCAUCAUUCCGCUGCGGACAGAGAACAACUACUGCCCUCACUAUGAGAAGGUGAGCGGGGACUACGGCCACCCCGUCUACAUCGUCCAGGAGAUGCCCCCCCAGAGCCCUGCCAACAUCUACUACAAAGUCUGACACGCUCAAAACUUCCAGUCCAACUGAGUCAGGAGAGGAGAGGAGCGCUUGAUUUAUGGAUCUUUGGGGAGAAUGUUUUCCUUUGCAUUUUGGGGACUUGGUGGUUCUUCAAGCCCCUUUUUUUUCUACCACCUGCUGCACAAAUCUGGAGAGAACAGGCACUGACCAGUAACUCGCGGGGUUGCGAACUGACUUGAGAGAGAGAGGCUUAUUCCGUUUGAUUGGAUUGUCUGACACCCCCCCUCCCACCCCUACCCCAAGCUCCGGCUGGAGGAGUGAGCCAACAGAUGGAACUCUAGUUUCCUGGUUUGCAGUCCCUCCCAAAGAGCAGGAUAUAGAUUUGUUUAGUCCCCUAAAAUGCAGUCUGUGUUAUACCCAAUUAAACACAUCGUCCCCACGCACUAGCCAGGAAUGGGCAGCCCGAGAGCCCAAACUCCACUCAGCCUGGUGUUUGCAUAUGUGUGUGUGUUGGUGCGUGUGUGUGUGUGUGUGCGUGCGUGCGUGCGUGCGUGUGUGUUAGUCAGGGCUCCAUGCUGGGCCGGGAAACUCUCCAGAUAGCUCAGGUAUCAGACACGAUGUGUGUGUUAAUGUGUGUGUUCCUCUCCCUUCACACCUCUGAUGUUUGCCUUACUUAAACUAUUUUUGAUGGAGGAAUUUCCUCAACCCUGGUUCAGUUCACAAAGCAGUUGUAUUUUGUUAGAUUUUACUACAAGUGCACAAUGUAUAGAGUUCAUUAAUGAUCACUCCAUCCUCUUGCCACCCAUCUCAUCUUCUCGCUCAUUUUGCCACGAGAGCACCCUCGCCUGGACUAUUGAUGUCGACGUGUGUAUGUGUGUGAGACUGUGUGUCCACGCGUGCAUUUGUCUGGGUGUUUUUUAGAACAUGUCACUUUUUCGCUGGUCCGAUACAAUUUUAACCAUUACCCUGGUAUUUAUGACCUACCAGUGUGUAGUCGAGGACAUGUCCUCAGUGUGCACGUCUGUAUGAAAGUGUGUGUAGGAGUGCAUGAGUGUGUGGGCAUGUUUAGGCCAGUCCCGUAUUUGGGCAGACUUUAACAGCUUAGGGGGAAGAACACUGAGUUACUGUAUUGUAGGCUGCAAUAAUAAGACAGACAGAUGGAUGCGCUGAAAGACAGACAUGCCUGAGAUUUACCCCUAACACAACUCUCCCGGUACUCCACUUGGCACCGACUGAAGGUUUUUAUUGUGUCUGAUUAGCUUAGGGGAGAUGGUUUUAAAGACAGCAGGCACGUCAAGAUUCGUUUGUUCCGUCUUCUGGUGGCGGUGGGCGCUACAAUGCAGGCAUCAAACAGCCACAGAAACCGUUUGGCGCCUGCUGCCUGAGCUAGGUGGGCGUAGGUUGGAUGGUUUACACUGAUUGGAUGGCCUACAUAGGUAGGAUGCCCUAUAUAAGUUGGAUGCGCAGCCGUGGCUGAACGUUGAGCUACGGGAUUGUCAGAUGCCAGUUGGCUGCCAUCUGUAGAUGACUCAGUGGAGCGCGCAGUCGGUGGCAGUGCCAACGUGUGACCAAUCUAGGUGCCAUCUCCUUGCCCACUCUCAAGCUGGGGAAGGAGGCUUUUCGGAGAAAGGCAGAGCAUGUUCCUGUGACUUGGCUCUAUCCUGAGAGGGAGAUGAAGAGCUGUGGGGAGUCGGGGGAGGGAGGGAGGGGGGGGGCUGGAAGUAGUUUAGCAUUCAUUUUUCCAUCCUCUUGCUAGUUGUGCCGUGAAUAAAAAUGCUGUGCAGAAUAUUCCACAGUCAAGGUGUUCAGCCUGCGAGGACACUGCGGCUCAGCUAUCGCACAGCCCAGGGCAGCGGCAUCGAGACAGGAUUUGCUGCAGCUGGAUGUGCAUGCUUGUGUACGUGGAAGCACAUGCAUUUUGCGGGUGUCGGAAUGGGCGCGCUGAACGAGUGUGCACGCGCAGGA